AUGAAUUUAUGUAAGCCAAUGGUGGAGUUCCCACAAACUAGUGAUGUGUCCACCUAGUACAUGGAAGGAGAAAAACUGCGCAAAGGUCCAUGGAUUGAAGAGGAAGAUGAACGACUCACAUCCUAUGUAAAACUAAAGGGGAAUCGGAGGUGGGAUGCUUUAGCGAAAGAAUCAGGUCUAAGGAGGAGUGGUAGGAGUUGCAGGAUGAGGUGGUUGAACUAUCUCCGUCCAAAUCUUAAGCAUGAACAUAUCACUGUCGAAGAAGAGAAAAUAAUCCUUCAUCUUCAUGAACGUUGGGGCAACAAGUGGUCGAAGAUUGCUCGAAUGCUUCCAGGAAGAACCGAUAAUGAGAUCAAGAAUUACUGGAGGACAUAUUUAAAGAAGAAAGAACCAAUUCAAAAUGGAAACUUCCAAUGUACAUCAGACAAAGGCCAGCACAGUCUUUUCUUUCAGGAAGUUGAUAUGAGUGCUGAAAAACAGUACAACUUUAAUCAACACCAUGACUCUGUUUCAAAUUUAUGUGGAGCCAAGGAUACUUGCUCUGAUGAUCUUGGUUUAUCGGAAUUUGCAUUGACAAAUUCUCCGUACGAAACCAGGUUAUCAGAUUGGAUAUCCGAAUUAUUAAGCGAACAAAGUGGAAUAAACUAUAAUCAGGACUGUAAUACUGGAGAGUCAGAUUUGUGUCAUCUGACAUGGACUCCAGAUGACAGCAAUAGAUGGGAGUGUCCAAGUUUCCUCUGGGACAUGAACUAACAGACACUUAAUAUUUUGAAUUGCGGAUCGAAUGACCUCCGAGCAUCUAGAUUGUAAAUCGUGUUGCUGCAACGAGAAACACAACUUCUUCCUUCCAACUCCAGCAUGUCUACAUGAAACAAUUAUGGCGCAGCUGAUGGCCUUACAAGAAUGAAUGGGCCAGAGUAUUUGUCACUUCGAUCAC
Prunus mume (Japanese apricot) is the source of this 937-nucleotide messenger RNA. The record is from RefSeq and is a predicted model, not a curated record. Lineage: Eukaryota; Viridiplantae; Streptophyta; Magnoliopsida; Rosales; Rosaceae.